Messenger RNA from Acaulospora morrowiae, 1331 nucleotides. Lineage: Eukaryota; Fungi; Glomeromycota; Glomeromycetes; Diversisporales; Acaulosporaceae. The record is from the annotation of a GenBank genome assembly.
UCUUGCUUGGCGAAUCUCCUGCUAGACUUGGACCGAUUAAGCCUAGUCAAGAUUGUAUAGAUACUCAUGUCGGUGGAGGAGAUGCCAAAGGAAAAACUAUAAAUAUACCUUGGCCCCGUUCUGGAAUGUGCGAUAGCGAUUACAUAUAUGCUUUCAACAAAGUCGUGAUGCCAAUUGCAUUCGAAUUUGACCCCGAUAUUGUAAUUGUAUCCGCGGGAUUUGACGCGGCGGAGGGUGAUCCGAUCGGUGAAAAUCACGUGUCUCCAGUUGCAUAUGGACACAUGACUCAUAUGCUAAAAGGUUUGGCUGAUGGGAAACUGGUGCUUGCCUUAGAGGGUGGCUACAACUUAGAAUCUAUAUCGAAGUCAGCUCUUGCAUGUGUCAAAGUCUUGCUUGGCGAAUCUCCUGCUAGACUUGGACCGAUUAAGCCUAGUCAAGAUUGUAUAGAAACCAUUCACCAAGUAAUCCGCGUGCAGUCUCGAUAUUGGUCAUGCCUCGCACCAGAGUACGUCGAUGCCUCAGAAGAUAAAACUCCGGGGAAAUUUGUGGUUGGCAUGAUUGAUAUAUUAAAGACAUAUCGAACACGAUUAUUAUAUAAGGAGCACAAAAUGGUACCCGUGCCAUUACCCGCUGAUCGUUUGAUUAGUCGGUUCGCGGAUUUAUCUUACUGCAGUAAUAACUUACAUUCUAAAAGCGUUAUAGUCUUCUUCGUACACGAUAUGUCGGAAUUUAGAGCUGAUGCCAAUGCUUCGACGAACACAAUUAAUGUCUCGGAGUCAUACAUGAUUGAUACAGUGUAUCAUUAUCUCGAAACCAUCGUGAGCAAGGAUUAUGGAAUUAUUGAUAUGGAUGUUCCUCCGGCCAGUAACAAUUCACAGAGAAACGAUACCCAAGAUUUAAAAGAUUUGUUGAUAUAUCUAUGGGAUAAUUAUGUAGAGUCUGCAAAUCCAUCCAAAGUAGUUAUGAUUGGAGCAGGUCGAGGGUGCAAGAGUUUAGUUGACCUAAUUAGUGAACGAGACACUCUAGUUAUGCGUAGAGUGGCCUGUUCCAUCAUGAUACCGGGAACAAAUCCUGUUCCAUCUAUAAACAAGAGGGUAGACCUAUUAAAUUGGUAUACGGAGAAUUCUUUUGUAAUUUUACCGGAAAAUCAUUCUUACUGGGAAAAAAAGCCAAAAAAAGAAUGCGGAAAAUGCAUUCGUACGCCAGGACUUGUUAAUAUGCCAGUUCAGGAUAUGCUUGUUCACCUACACCUGAAAAUAUUCCAGCACAUUCAACAAAGAUUGGACAGUUUUGUCCCUAUAGCAGAAUCAUCAACGUCUGGACGUCGUUAG